Molecule: messenger RNA, 729 nt
Organism: Chrysochloris asiatica (Cape golden mole)
Lineage: Eukaryota; Metazoa; Chordata; Mammalia; Afrosoricida; Chrysochloridae
Gene: KCTD14
Product: potassium channel tetramerization domain containing 14
Exons: 2
Coding region: 1-729 (242 amino acids)
Biological process (GO): protein homooligomerization
Molecular function (GO): protein binding
Source: RefSeq, a predicted model, not a curated record
AUGAGCCUGACCCCGGUGCCCCGGUCUCCGCGGCUGGGUCUGGCUGCGCCCCGCGCCGGUUCCCCGACGAUCUCACCUGUGGUGGUUCUGAAUGUGGGGGGCCAGUUCUACACCACCACUGUGGGCACCCUGAGAAAACUUCCUGGCUCAAAGCUGGCAGAGAUGUUCUCCAGCUCAGCCAAGACCUGCAUGGAUUCAGAGGGCCGCUUCUUCAUCGAUCGCCCAGGCAUCUAUUUUGGACCUAUACUUGACUUCCUGCGCAGUGGGCAGCUGCCCACUCAGCACAUCCCAGAGGUGUACCGGGAAGCGCAGUUCUACGAAAUUAAACCUUUGGUCAAACUCCUGGAGGAUACUCCAAAGAUCUUCGGAGAACAGGUGGCUCGAAAGCAGUUCUUGCUGCGGGUUCCUAGUUAUAGUGAGAACCUUGAGCUCAUGGUGCGCCUUGCGCGUGCAGAGGCCAUGGCAGCACGUAGCUCCAGUGUAUUAGUGUGUGCAGUGCAUAAGGAACAGGAUGCUGUACAUUGUGUGGAUACACUGCGUACCUUGGAGGCGAAUAAGACGUCGGUUGUCAAGUUCGGGCCCUGGAAGGCGGCUCCGGACAUUAGGGAUCUCCUGGACUGUGUGAAGAUGGAUAUUGAGGCCCAGGGGUACCAGGUAGCCUAUGAGUCCUAUUCAUAUCGGGGCAAGGCAGCCAAUUACUUCUAUACAUUCCUCUUCACCUGGUGGUGA